Messenger RNA from Oikopleura dioica, 414 nucleotides. NCBI's taxonomy places the organism in Eukaryota, Metazoa, Chordata, Appendicularia, Copelata, Oikopleuridae. The record is from the annotation of a GenBank genome assembly.
AUGCGACGAUCUCCGGAAGAUCCCUUCGCUGCGCUGCAAAAAUACGCGGACAUAUCUAAAGAAGGGGAGGCGCAUAAGAAUGAAGGACCAUUGUUACAUUUGACGCAUGAAAUUGAUAUCAACGAUUUGCUCAAUUACUCCUUGAAAAACGCAUAUUCACAGAUUCCACUUUUUGGGCCGCCACAUAAGCAAAUUUCGGAGCUAAAGAAAACGAAGACCAAUCCUGAUGUUGACUUCAGAAAUACCGAAAAUGUUCUUCUUCAGUGGUUCAAAGAUGCAGCGAAAAAAGAAGCGAAGCAAAUUGAAACAAAUUCAAAAGAAGAAAUGCAGCUGUUUGAAGAUAUGAGACAGUAUUUGUCGGAGUUACAAUCAGAAAUUUCUCCACUUGUCAAUCAAAUCCGAAUUUACGACUGA